Lolium perenne is the source of this 2319-nucleotide messenger RNA. RefSeq names its product polygalacturonase At1g48100-like. NCBI's taxonomy places the organism in Eukaryota, Viridiplantae, Streptophyta, Magnoliopsida, Poales, Poaceae. The record is from RefSeq and is a predicted model, not a curated record. Gene Ontology annotation, biological process: carbohydrate metabolic process. Gene Ontology annotation, molecular function: polygalacturonase activity.
CCAGGGGUGGGGUGGGCGAUGCGGCCACCGGCAAGCGCGGUCUACCGGCAUUCACUUCCACCGUGGCGCCGCGCGGUGGCCAUAUCGAUGGUGUUCCUCGUGUUGUCCUUCCUCCCCAUUGCUAACGCAAGGACACUGCUGCGCUACCACCGGAAGCACCGGAGACACCACCACGGACACCACAGCCACAUCUCUCAGCCCCCAUCGGCGCUUCCUCCCUACGUCGUCGAUGGCGAUUCUCCGGUGAAACCACCGGAUCUUUCUCCGGGGUUCCGCGACGCCCCUCCGCCGCGCUCUCGAAACACCAGGCCGUGCUCGCUGUCACACCCUCCUUCCAAACCACCGGCCUUCUCACCUGUGGGCGCGCCAAGGUCGCCCACUCUAGCCAAGCCACCGUCACAUUCUCAUGCCAAGCCACCGUCGAUUUAUCUCACUAAGCCGCCGGCGCUCCCGCCGGCCGAGCAACCCACGCUUCCACACGUCAAUCCAGCGCGCAUUCCCCCGGCCAAGCCACCGAUACCAUCGCCGGCGCAGUCUCCUGCCAAAUCGACGCCACAACACAACGCGAUUCCUCCAGCGGCCUCAAAUGGCCUGGCAUUUUCUGCUGCCAAUCCACCAGCAUUCUCGCCGGCGCAGUCACCGCCACGCCCCUCUGCAAAGCCGCCGAUACACUAUCCAGUACAGUCACCAACGGCACCACACCAUGCGAUCCCUCCCGCGGCAGCAAAGCCCCCACCAUUUGCUCCGUACCAGCAUCCAGCACUAUCGCCGCCGGCGCAGCCACCCGCCAUUAAGUCACCAACACCACCGUUUGCUCCUACCAAGCCUCCAACACUAUCGCCGCCGGCGCAGCCACCCACCAUUAAGUUGCCAACACCACCGUUUGCUCCUACCAAGCCUCCAACACUAUCGCCAGUGCAGCCGCCGCCACUGCCAUUGCCAAAGCCACCGGCAGUACCUCCAGCCAUGAGAGAGGCAAAGCCUCCCUCAGCGCUCCCGCCGUCAGCGCCAGCUUCCUGCAGGAACGUAUUCGACGUGAGGGCGUUCGGCGCGUCAGGCAACGGCUCGUCCGCCGACGACACCCGCGCCUUCCGUGCGGCGUGGAAGGAGGCGUGCUCUGCCGAGUCCGCCACGCUGCUCGUGCCGUCGGACGGCGUGUUCACGGUCACCUCCACCGUGUUCACGGGGCCGUGCAAGCCCGGGCUCACCUUCCAAAUUGACGGCGUGCUGAUGCCACCGGACGGGCCAGCGAGCUGGCCGGAGGCGGAUAGCCGGCGCCAAUGGAUAACCUUCUAUAAGACCGAUGGCAUGACGCUCACGGGAGGAGGAACCAUUGAGGGCAACGGGGAGGAGUGGUGGAAUCUUCCGUGCAAACCUCAUAGGGGCCCGAACGGAUCAACCCUACCCGGACCAUGUGACAGCCCUGCACUCAUACGGUUCUUCGUCAGCAACAACGUGAGUGUCCAGGGUCUAAGGAUCGAGAACAGCCCGCAGUUCCACCUCAAGUUCGACAACUGCGACCAGGUGCGCGUGGACGGUCUCUUCAUCAGCUCGCCGGCGUUCAGCCCCAACACCGACGGCAUCCACGUCGAGAACACCAAGUCCGUCCAGAUACACAACUCCAGGAUAAACAACGGCGACGACUGCAUCUCCAUUGGAGCCGGCUGCUCCGCCGUCCACAUAGAGAACGUGACAUGCGCUCACGGGCAUGGCAUCAGCAUCGGGAGCCUGGGCGUGCGCAACACGCGGGCGUGCGUCUCCAACGUGACGGUCAGAAACACACGGAUCGUCGACUCCGACAACGGCCUCCGCAUCAAGACGUGGCAGGGCGGCGCCGGCUCGGUGUCGGCGGUCGAGUUCGCCGGCGUCCGGAUGGAGAACGUCAGGACCUGCAUCGUCAUCGACCAGUACUACUGCCUCGGAAACGGCUGCGCCAACCAGACCUCCGCCGUGCGCGUCGCCGGCAUCACGUACCAGGACAUCCGCGGCACCUACAAACAGCAGCCGCACGGCGGUGGCGGGCCCAUCCGCUUCGCGUGCAGCGACACUGUCGCCUGCACGGACAUCACCAUGACCGACGUGGAGCUGCGGCCAGCCGCCGGCGGCAGCAGCAGCGAGGCGACGCUGGCUCGCCCGUACUGCUGGAACGCGUACGGGGCGGUGGCCACGCUCACGGUGCCGCCAGUUAACUGCUUGCAAGAAGGCAGGCCUGAGUCCCUGCAAGAUCAGCUCGACACUUGCUCUCUCGCUGAGCAUCACAUGGGAACACCUGUUUCAUAACAGUUUUAUGUUUCAUCUCGCUAGUUCAUUCAAACAACC